AUGCCUUUGAAGAAUGAUGCUAAAAAUAAGAACGUAAAAACUAAUGUGAACAAUUCUGUGGUUCAAAACAGGAGCAGUGGUCCUACGAAUCACGCAACUGUUGUUGACAGUAAUCCAUCGGGAAACAGAAGCAGAGCAGAAGAAUUGAGAGAGGAGAGGCGGGACAGAAGAAGCAGAAACGCACAGCGUAGCGAUAUCGCCAGCUGCUACAUCGAUGAUGUAGGGAAUGCGAAAAAGGGGAAAGGUGACAAAGAAGUUAUUAUUAACGAAGUGCAGGUGAGUACAACUUCCCUGAGGGAAGACACCUUAAAACGAACCACCCAAGAUUAUACCACGGUACGUGUUAACGACAUUGUUCGUGGUACAAGGAUUCUGGAUGACGAUGAAGACGUGCAGUUAAUCGAGGAAUUUAGCACAUUUCAAACAAGGAACGGAAAGGGAGAACAACAUAGUAUUAUCCCACCCCAGGGUGAAGAUAGUAGAAUCCCCAAGAGAGAAAAAUCAUACCCCAUGAAAGAUCCAAAUAGAGAAAAAGAACACGACAAUUCAGUCGUACAAGAAGAAGUGGAAAUUGUUACCGUUAAGAGGUCAAAGAGGAAACCCAUAAGGAACAAUAAAUACGACAUAUUUAUUCAGGAAGAAAGUACAAGAAAUGUGGACAGAUAUAGCAACAUGGAGGGACCUAACAACAAAAAGAAAAAGGUGCUAAUGCAGAAAAACAUAGUGGAUAAUACGUUCCAACCGAAUUAUUGUGAGGUAAAAACAAGUAGCAUUAUCACCAGGGAGGAAGACAAUCUAGCGACUAACGUAAAUGUGACUUAUUCCAGAAUUGUAGACUCAUUGAGGGGAAAUACAGAUCAUCCUGUCCACAUAAAAUCCGUUCCUAGUUUGACAAAAAAUGAAAAAGUUCCUCAAAAACCAGAGCACUACUACUGCAACGUUUUAGGCAAUGAUGUUUUAACCGAUGCGGCAGAAAAUGCUCCACACAAUUUGUCCAUUCCUCGCGUUGGCAAUUCCACCACGGAUGAUAAUGCCUACCGAUUCAGUGCCCCCACGUCUGCGGUAAACGGCAUUGACGCCAGAGGGUACGAUUUAUCUUCGGUGAAUCAAAAUAUGUGGAAUGAUCCAGAUAGGAAGGGAGAGCAGAGCGCAGAGGAAAUGGUUCCAGAAGGUAGAGCAGUUGACAUGCACAGCUCUGUACGUGGUUUUCAGAGGGGAAGAUCACACAGAGGUAGGGGAAAAGGUAAAUCAGGAUUGGGAAGGGGCAGAGGAAGAGGUAAUUUCAGGGGCAAGAAAAUCGAAUACAUUAAACAACAACCUUAUAGCAUUAACCCUAACGACCUCAUGAGUGAUGCAGAGAGGAUUUUUCCUCACAUAACCGAUCAAGGUGGAAUGACCGUCCUUCCUAUUAGUGAAGAUGCUCACCAGAGCGUUGUAGCCCCCCCCGUUGAGAAGAAAAAAAGAGGAAGAAAAAAGAAAAUACAAAACAGUAAUGCUCAAGAUAGUGUACUGGAUGUAAGCUUGAAUGAAAAUGCGAGGGAAGAUAAAAGUUCAGUGAGUCCACUCCUUCAUUAUAGGAGGACACGCAGGAGAUGUAGUGACGUUCUUUUCGACAUGGGCAACGCACCAGGUGAUGCAGAUAAAAUCAAUUCGCAUAUUCCCCGAAGGGCGUCAUCCAUGUUUCAGGGGAGGGAUUUACCCCAUUUGAGAACCCUCAAGGAUGAUAUAAACAGCAGCGGUGCUUAUAGAAGCUGGACCUCUGCAAGGAGAAGAGUAAAAGACGAGAGGGAUAAGGAAUACUUAUACGGUGGGAAUAGCACUCUCGGUGUGGGUACGUUGGAUGGUACGAAUUCAGGUAAUGUAGUCAGUCGGUCUAGCGGUAGUCAUCACCCAGAUUAUGCAUGUGGACGAAGUGGAAGAAGAAGGAACUGCACUGAGAGGGGAAAACAUAUUACAGGUAGGAAGAAAUCAAGAGGACGCGGAUGCACGUCAGCUAACAUCACCACCAAUGUAGACAGUGACAAAAGUAGCACUUCUAAUGUGCUACUGAAAAGUGAAUGGAACAAAGCUGAUAAUAAUAAAAAAAGUAACAAUCACAGAUGUAGUGAUAGUGAUAGCAAGAGACUCUUCCCAAAUGAAACGUUUCAAAUUAAAGAGGAAUUUAUGAAUAGCGUAAAUAGCCUCAAUACAGUAUUCAAUUUCAACGACGAGUUUUUAAAAUUUCUAAAAAAAAUUAGCCAAGUGGACGACAUUGAUUAUGAUGUUAUGUUGCUCUUCCUGGGGGAGGUGCAAGACAAGCUAGCCAAAGAUAUUAAACAGGAAUUCCCACGUGACGUGUUACAUUCCCACAAUGUGGAUGAAUCUGUCGAAGCGAUGGGGUACUUAGUAGACAUACUAAACAAUAAUAAUGAAAUUUUAAACAAACUGAACCAGCUAGAGUAUAAGUUCUAUUAUGACUACGUGAGGAAGAGGUCCUGUAAAGAAGCAAAUAAGCAAAAAAAUUAUGACCAUAAAGUGGAGAAUGAAAUUGCCCAGAAUAGCGCGCGCAUUCCCACAGAUAUUAAUAAUGAAUGCUGUUCCAAAAUUGAAAGCAAUGAUUUAGGUGAUGACAACAGGGUGAACAACCACUCUAGUAAGAGCCUUAACCAAAUUGAUGACGAGGAAAAGAGGAAACUGAACGAGCUUAUGCAUUGCGCUGACAAGGAAAUGAAUGAUAAUUGUAAGACUCCCACUUGUGGCGAUAUGUCCUUUAUGAAUUACAAGGAGGGAAAUGACUUUCAUCACAUUAAUGAAGGCAACUUGAAUUUAAAAAAUGAUUGUGCGAGUAUUACUCUGCCGAAUUGUAAUUCUGUGGGGGAUAAACCGCACAAUGAAAGAGGUGGAACGGUAGGUGAGAGGGGCGUUCCCUCUCAUCCAACCAGUGGGGUCGCACCACAGGUGACGAAGUGCACUAGGAAGGACAGACAACAUGUAGAGGAGAAAGAAAAACAGGAAGGGGAAGCGAACGCAAAAACAAACAAAUUUGUAAAAGACGCAACGGGAGAAGGACCACCCCAGGUUGCGCCAAAGUGUACGGACAAAACAGACCAUAAUGCAGAAAAAGAAAAAAUGAGCAAAAAAAUAAGCAGAAAAAUAAACGACAUUCACUUUAAGCGUGCUCACAAGCUGAUCAAACGGAACAACUUCGAUUUCGUGUGCGAUGAGUUAAACAAACUUAUAAAACAAACCCUGCAAAAUGAAGACUUGUUCUACUCAAAUUAUUCCGACGGGAGAUAUAGAAAUGUAAAUGAAGAAAGCUUGUUUAAGCAUUACAUAUCGACGAAAUUGUAUGAGACCUCCAACUUGGUUGACACGUAUAACGAGGAGCAGAAGGAAAGUAACCUUCCUACCCAGAGGGCAUUUAGAGGCAGGAAGUUGGGGGACAAUAAAGGUAUCAGCAGAAAAGUCGACGAGCGGGAAAAAACGCUGAUGCAAAGUUAUGCUGAUUAUUUUAGACGACUGAACGAUGUGUCCAGCAGGGAGCGCAUUGGGGAAAGCGGAAAAAGUGGUCCUGCACAACUGGGCCAUUCCACUAAUGAUCAGUUAGAUGCGCAUUCCAACUCUACUGGCGUAAUGUUAUCGCAUGCAGAUGAUAACACGGAAAAAAAAGAACAGAACAACCGUUUAAAUAGUGAAGAACAGAUGCAUGAUGGACAGAAGGGCACAGAUCCGCAGAGUGGAAGUAUCCAGAAAGAGGAAGCACAAAAGGACGAACAUGGAAAAAAAAAAUUCUGGUUUGCGAAGAUUAUUCCGUUUUUUAAGAAAAACGCAAAUGCGAAUGGAUCGGUUGACAAUAAUAAUCCCGACGAUGUUGACGGCGCUGUGAAGAAGGAAACCAACGCGAAGUUUGAGACCCACCCCAGCGGCAGUGUUGAGGCCACCGGGAAAGGCCUAGGAGAUGGUAAAUCCAAAAUUGACGGAGAAAAGGCUAACGCCUCUAUCAAAACACACGAUGAGGGAACCAAAGUUAGCGCCCUCUUCAAAGGCAAUAGGAACUCUUUAGACAUUUCUAAUCGGAGCGAAAAAGACAUGGGGGGAAAAAGCGCGACGGAUCUGUCACUACGCCACUAUGGUAGCGGUAUUACAGAAUACGGAACCUUACCCAAAACGUGUGCCCACGCUUUCAGUCAUACGAAUGAAACGAGCGAAAAGAACAUCGACACUCUGCUGAAGGAGACAUUCCAUUUAAAGGACAACGAAUUUAUGAGCAUAAAAGGGGACAGAACGCAACAGGAAAUUUUAAACUGCCUGAGAAUGGUGUCCCAAAUUAAGAAAAUAUUUUUUGACGAAUGCUCAAAAAUGAUUAAUGACCAGAUUUAUGUUCUUGAGAAAAAUUUUAGGAUACCUGGCUGCUCCUUGUCGAUACUGAAAGAUUCGUUUGGCUAUAAUGAUGGCGAGUGA
Molecule: messenger RNA, 4440 nt
Organism: Plasmodium coatneyi
Lineage: Eukaryota; Apicomplexa; Aconoidasida; Haemosporida; Plasmodiidae
Exons: 1
Coding region: 1-4440 (1479 amino acids)
Source: RefSeq, a predicted model, not a curated record